AUGAUUGCAGCUGUGGAAUCGCUCGUUACUUACAAAGAAGCGAUGGAGGAGACGAAUAACCUUAUCCGACACAGGCUAUCGCCGCUCAUUAUGGCUUAUCAACCGCGCGAAGUGCUCUCAAUGUUCGAAUGCGAUGUGCUAAGAGCACUCAACGCAGACCGGGACAUCGUAACCGUGCCAACUGACAAGGAGCGUUACACAAUCGCAUUGGACAGAAAAUACUACCUACAGAAAGCCAAAAGCUUACUAGAGGAUCGUCAGUUUCAUGUUCCAUGGGAAACCAGUCCCCUCAAAAAGCCGACGCACGAAAUUAUUCUGACCCUCUUGGCACUUGAGAACUCGGGUGCGAUAACGUCGUCUGAUUGA
Messenger RNA from Dibothriocephalus latus, 366 nucleotides. The record is from the annotation of a GenBank genome assembly. NCBI's taxonomy places the organism in Eukaryota, Metazoa, Platyhelminthes, Cestoda, Diphyllobothriidea, Diphyllobothriidae.